Molecule: messenger RNA, 930 nt
Organism: Penicillium concentricum
Lineage: Eukaryota; Fungi; Ascomycota; Eurotiomycetes; Eurotiales; Aspergillaceae
Exons: 1
Coding region: 1-930 (309 amino acids)
Molecular function (GO): oxidoreductase activity, acting on the CH-OH group of donors, NAD or NADP as acceptor
Source: RefSeq, a predicted model, not a curated record
AUGUCUACUGACACCUCAACAGGAGCGAGUGAGGACCAGCGAGCCUCGCUAACCUCCCGAGUCCUUCCCAUGAUGAUCUUGUCGGAGGGAUCAAGUCCCCUCACUCGCCCCCUCACUCCAGUACCCUUUACAUCUGCUCUAUCACGAGCCGAAGCGCGAUUUCAAGUUUACGGAAAAGCCAUAGUCACUGGCGGAGCAGGAGCACUAGGCAUAAUCUCCGCACAGGCUCUCCUAGAGCACGGUCUUUCCUCACUGUGUAUCAUGGAUCUCCCCAGGACCCUGGAGACAUCAGAAGAGCAAAUCCAAUUACUGGCAUCGGAGUUUCCCUCUGCCAAUAUAACCAAAAUUCCCUUGGACGUGACAUCAAUGGAAUCAAUCGAAGCCGCAUUCGAGCAGGCAAACAAGACAAUGGAAGGCAUCGAUAUCCUCUGCUGCUUUGCUGGUAUCCCCGGCUGCCACCCAUCUCUCACAGUAACACCCGACCAGUUCAAUAGAGUGAUAGACGUCAACCUGAACGGAUCUUUCUUCUGCGCUCAGGCAGCAGCAAAGCGAAUGGAAUCCUCAGGCAAAGGCGGGUGUAUUUUGUUCACUGCGUCGAUUUCUGCCCACUAUACCAAUUUCCCGCAGCCGCAGGCUGCUUAUAAUGCGAGCAAGGCUGGGGUUGCGCAUCUGACUCGAAAUCUGGCUGCGGAGUGGGCUGUUUAUGGGAUCAGAGUGAAUAGUAUUAGUCCCGGAUAUAUGGAUACCAUUCUCAAUGCUGGGGAUAGUUUGGCGGAUGUUAGGAAGAUUUGGGAUUCCCGUUGUCCGAUGGGCCGGAUGGGAGAUCCUGAAGAGAUUACUGGAGCUGUUGUUCUUCUGUGUAGUCAGCGUGCGGGACGGUACAUUACUGGUGCUGAUAUUGUUAUUGAUGGAGGAACUUUGACACUGUGA